CCACGCCCAAACCAAGGCUUUAAAUACACUGUGUGGUACGUCACUUUUAUGCGACCUCAUCUUUGUCAGUGCACAAAAUGGCGCCUUAUAGCCUACUGGUGACCCGGCUGCAGAAAGCCCUGGGUGUGCGGCAGUACCAUGUGGCCUCCGUCCUGUGCCAACGGGCCAAGGUGGCCAUGAGCCACUUUGAGCCCAAUGAGUACAUUCGCUAUGACCUGCUAGAGAAGAACAUUAACAUUGUUCGCAAACGGUUGAACCGGCCCUUGACCCUCUCAGAGAAGAUUGUGUAUGGACACCUGGAUGACCCAGCCAACCAGGAGAUUGAGCGGGGCAAGACAUACCUGCGGUUACGGCCUGACCGCGUGGCUAUGCAGGAUGCCACAGCCCAGAUGGCGAUGCUGCAGUUCAUCAGCAGUGGGCUGCCCAAGGUGGCCGUGCCGUCCACCAUCCACUGUGACCAUCUGAUCGAGGCCCAGCUUGGGGGUGAGAAAGACCUGCGCCGGGCCAAGGACAUAAACCAGGAAGUGUAUAAUUUCCUGGCAACUGCCGGUGCCAAGUAUGGUGUGGGCUUCUGGAGGCCUGGAUCUGGAAUCAUUCACCAGAUCAUUCUGGAAAACUAUGCAUAUCCAGGGGUUCUUCUGAUUGGCACCGAUUCCCACACCCCCAAUGGUGGUGGCUUGGGGGGCAUCUGCAUUGGAGUUGGGGGUGCUGAUGCAGUAGAUGUCAUGGCUGGGAUCCCCUGGGAGCUGAAGUGUCCGAAGGUGAUUGGUGUGAAGCUGACAGGCUCCCUCUCUGGUUGGACCUCACCCAAAGAUGUGAUCCUGAAGGUAGCAGGCAUCCUUACUGUGAAAGGUGGAACAGGUGCCAUUGUGGAAUACCACGGGCCUGGUGUGGACUCCAUCUCCUGCACUGGCAUGGCAACAAUCUGCAAUAUGGGCGCAGAAAUUGGGGCUACCACUUCAGUGUUCCCUUACAACCACAGGAUGAAGAAAUACCUGAACAAGACAGGCCGGGCAGACAUUGCCAGUCUAGCCGAGGAAUUCAAGGAUCAUUUGGUACCUGACCCUGGCUGCCAGUAUGACCAACUCAUUGAAAUUAACCUCAGCGAGCUGAAGCCGCACAUCAAUGGACCCUUCACUCCUGACCUGGCUCACCCUGUGGCAGAAGUUGGUACUGUGGCAGAGAAGGAAGGAUGGCCUCUGGACAUCCGAGUGGGUCUGAUUGGUAGCUGCACCAAUUCAAGCUAUGAGGACAUGGGGCGCUCAGCAGCUGUGGCCAAGCAGGCAUUGGCCCAUGGACUCAAGUGCAAGUCCCAGUUCACCAUCACACCAGGCUCUGAACAGAUCCGUGCCACCAUUGAACGGGAUGGCUAUGCACAGAUUCUGAGGGAUGUGGGUGGCAUCGUCCUGGCCAAUGCAUGUGGCCCUUGUAUUGGCCAGUGGGACAGGAAGGACAUCAAGAAGGGAGAGAAGAACACAAUUGUCACUUCCUACAACAGGAAUUUCACAGGCCGUAAUGAUGCAAACCCUGAGACCCAUGCUUUUGUCACAUCCCCAGAGAUUGUCACAGCUUUGGCCAUUGCAGGGACCCUCAAGUUCAACCCAGAAACUGAUUUCCUGACAGGCAAGGAUGGCAAGAUCAAGCUGGAGGCUCCAGAUGCAGAUGAGCUGCCCCGAGCGGAGUUUGACCCAGGACAGGACACCUACCAGCAUCCCCCCAAGGACAGCAGUGGGCAGCGGGUAGAUGUGAGUCCUACUAGCCAGCGCCUGCAGCUCCUGGAGCCUUUCGACAAGUGGGAUGGCAAAGACCUAGAGGACCUACAGAUCCUUAUCAAGGUCAAAGGGAAGUGUACCACAGACCACAUCUCAGCUGCAGGCCCCUGGCUCAAGUUCCGUGGGCACCUGGACAACAUCUCUAACAACUUGCUCAUUGGUGCCAUCAACAUUGAAAAUGGCAAAGCCAACUCUGUACGCAACGCUGUCACCCAGGAGUUUGGCCCUGUCCCUGACACUGCCCGCUACUACAAGAAACACGGCAUCAGGUGGGUGGUGAUUGGAGACGAGAACUAUGGUGAGGGCUCCAGUCGGGAGCAUGCAGCACUGGAGCCUCGCCACCUUGGGGGCCGGGCCAUCAUCACCAAGAGCUUCGCUAGGAUCCAUGAAACCAACCUGAAGAAGCAGGGUCUGUUGCCCCUCACCUUUGCUGACCCUGCCGACUACAACAAGAUACACCCUGUGGACAAGUUGACCAUUCAGGGCUUGAAGGACUUUGCCCCUGGCAAGCCCCUGAAAUGCAUCAUCAAGCACCCCAACGGGACCCAGGAGACCAUCCUCCUGAACCACACCUUCAACGAGACCCAGAUUGAGUGGUUCCGUGCCGGCAGCGCUCUGAACAGGAUGAAGGAGCUCCAGCAGUAAGGAAGGGCCCUGCUCUGCCCUGCCCCCACCUCGCUGGUCACAAGUGCAGUUCUGUGAGCAUCGUCAGGGCCACUCUGGUCCAUCCAAUCAUGGCUUCCUACUCCGGGAUGGUGUGACCAGACAUGCUUCCUGCUCUUUCCCGCCUCAGCCCACUCAGUGACCCAUGAUGGGAGCUUUUAAAAUCAUUUUCCAGCCCUUGCCUUCCCACUUUAUAGUUUGGUUCAAAUCUUGAGCAGCACGGCCUAACUCCUUUAUUUUUUAUGACAACACUCCCUCCUAAAGAAGUUUUUAUUCUGCCUGAUCAUUUGAUGGGUGGCUGAAGGAUUUUAGAGAACAUUUUUUUCUUGCAAGAAAAAUAAGAAUCCAAAUUCAUUGACUGUU
This is a messenger RNA of Sciurus carolinensis (gray squirrel), 2798 nucleotides long. It is a transcript of the gene Aco2, whose product is annotated as aconitase 2. The record is from RefSeq and is a predicted model, not a curated record. NCBI's taxonomy places the organism in Eukaryota, Metazoa, Chordata, Mammalia, Rodentia, Sciuridae. Gene Ontology annotation, molecular function: aconitate hydratase activity; 4 iron, 4 sulfur cluster binding. Gene Ontology annotation, cellular component: mitochondrion; cytosol. Gene Ontology annotation, biological process: tricarboxylic acid cycle.